Molecule: messenger RNA, 6251 nt
Organism: Mustela erminea (ermine)
Lineage: Eukaryota; Metazoa; Chordata; Mammalia; Carnivora; Mustelidae
Gene: LEPR
Product: leptin receptor
Exons: 19
Coding region: 372-3866 (1164 amino acids)
Biological process (GO): cytokine-mediated signaling pathway
Cellular component (GO): external side of plasma membrane
Molecular function (GO): protein binding; cytokine receptor activity
Source: RefSeq, a predicted model, not a curated record
CCAAGAAUGAAAAUCAGUUUGGUAAUUUUUAAUAUAUUGGUUGAUCGUCUAAAAUUGUAAGAAUGGAAAAGUAAGAAGGAACGUCAAAGAGGGAAGAAGUGAACCAGGAGAAAGUGGAGUCAUUGAAAUCAUUGCAAGAGUUUCAAGAAAUGACGCUUCAGUAUCAUGAAAUUACCAAUUGAAUAAUGUUUAUGCUUUUGAAUGUAUCAACCAAAUACUUAAACAAAAUAUUUUAUUCACUUCAAGUAACUAUAAUUUCAGUCAUGAUUGAUUGUUCCCAGCAGGAUCUGUAUCUGUGUAAAUAGGCAAUUAUUGAUUCGGGGAAAAAAAAAAAGGGAGAAGAAGAAAAAGGUCUACUUCUCUGAAGUAAGAUGACUUGUCAAAAAUUCUGUGUGGCUUUGUUACAUUGGGAAUUUAUUUAUUUGACAACUGCACUUAACUUGGCAUAUCCAAUUACUCCCUGGAGAUUUAAGCUGUCUUGCAUGCCACCAAAUACAACCUACGACCUGCCAACUGGAAUCUCCAAGAACACUUCCAAUCUGAACGAGCAUUAUGAGGCAGUUGUCAAAGCUAAAUUGAAUUUGAGUACUACCUACUUUUCUAACUUAUCUUCCAAAACAACUUUCUACUGUUGCUUUUGGAGCAAGGAAGAUAAAAACUGUUCUGUACAUGCAGACAACAUUGACGGGAAGGACUUUGUUUCAACAGUAAAUUCUUUAGUUUUUCAACAAAUAGGUGCAAACUGGAACAUACAGUGCUGGAUGAAAGAGGACUUGAAAUUAUUCAUCUGUUAUAUGGAGUCAUUAUUUAAGAAUCCUUUCAAGACUUAUGACCUUAAGGUCCAUCUUUUAUAUGUUCUGCCUGAAGUUUUAGAAGAGUCACCUCUGGUCCCCCAGAAAAGCAGUUUUCAGAUUGUCCAGUGCAACUGCAGUGUUCACGACAACUGUGAAUGCCACGUGCCUGUGCCAACAGCCAAACUCAACCACACUCUCCUUCUGUAUCUGAAAAUCACGUCUGGUGGUAUAAACUUCCAAUCACCUCUAAUGUCAGUUCAGCCCAUAAAUGUUGUGAAGCCUGAUCCCCCAUUAGAUUUACAUAUGGAAAUCACAGAUGCUGGCCACUUGAAGAUUUCUUGGUCCAGCCCAACAUUGGUGCCAUUUCAACUUCAAUACCAAGUGAAAUAUUCAGAGAAUUCUUCAACAAACAUGAGAAAAGCUGAUGAGAUUGUCUCAACUACAUCUCUGCUGAUAGACAGUGUGCUCCCUGGGUCUUCAUACGAGAUUCAAGUGAGGGGCAAGAGACUGGAUGGCCCAGGAAUCUGGGGUGACUGGAGCACCCCUCUGAUCUUUACCACACAAGAUGUCCUAUACUUUCCGCCUAAAAUUCUGACAAGUGUCGGGUCUAACGUUUCUUUUCACUGCAUUUAUAAAAGUGAAAACGAGAUUGUUUCCUCAAAAAAGAUUGUUUGGUGGCUGAAUUUGGCGGAGAAAAUUCCUCCGAGGCAGUAUGCCAUAGUGGGGGACCGCGUUAGCAAAGUCACGUUUGCACAUUUGAAUGCAACCAAGCCUCGCGGGAAGUUCACCUACGACGCCGUGUACUGCUGCAACCAGCAGGAAUGCCACCAUCGCUAUGCGGAACUCUACGUGAUCGAUGUCAAUAUCAAUAUAUCAUGUGAAACUGAUGGGUACUUAACUAAAAUGACUUGCAGAUGGUCAGCCAAUGCAAUCCAAUCACUCAUGGGAAGUACUUUGCAGUUGAGGUAUCACAGGAGCAGCCUUUACUGUUCUGAUGUUCCAUCUAUUCAUCCCAUGUCUCAACCCAAAGAUUGCCAUUUGCAGAGAGAUGGUUUUUAUGAAUGCAUAUUUCAGCCAAUUUUCCUCUUAUCUGGCUAUACAAUGUGGAUUAAAAUCAAUCACUCUUUGGGUUCACUUGACUCUCCACCAACGUGCGUCGUUCCUGAUUCCGUGGUGAAACCACUGCCUCCAUCCAGUGUGAAAGCAGAAAUUACUGUAGAAAUUGGGUUAUUGAAAAUAUCUUGGGAAAAGCCAGUCUUUCCAGAGAAUAAUCUUAAGUUCCAGAUUCGCUACGGCUUAAAUGGAAAAGAAGUACAGUGGAAGAUGUACGAGGUGUACGAGGCAAAAUCAAAGUCGGCCAGUGUCCUGGUGCCAGACCUUUGUGCCGUCUACGCAGUUCAGGUGCGCUGCCGGAGGCUGGACGGGCUGGGCUACUGGAGUAACUGGAGCAGUCCCGCCUACACCGUUGUCAUGGAUAUAAAAGUUCCUACCAGAGGACCUGAAUUUUGGAGAAUCAUAAAUGAAGACACCACUAAAAAGGAGAGGAAUGUUACUUUACUCUGGAAGCCUCUGAUGAAGAAUGACUCAUUGUGCAGUGUGAGAAAAUAUGUGGUAAAACAUCAUACUUCCCUCAAUGGAACAUGGUCAGAAGAUGUGGGAAAUCACACUAAAUUCACUUUCCUGUGGACAGAACAAGCACAUUCUGUUACAGUUCUGGCUGUCAACUCAAUUGGUGCUUCUUUUGUGAAUUUUAAUUUAACCUUCUCAUGGCUUAUGAGCAAAGUAAAUUCUGUUCAGUCGCUCAGUGCUUAUCCUUUAAACAGCAGUUGUGUGCUUCUCUCCUGGACGCUAUUACCUAGUGACUACUCUCUGAUGUAUUUUGUUACUGAGUGGAAAAUUCUUAAUGAAGACAGUGAAGUUAAAUGGCUUAGGAUCCCUCCAUCAGUUAAGAAGUAUUAUAUCCACGAUCAUUUUAUCCCCAUUGAGAAAUAUCAAUUUAGUCUUUACCCAGUAUUUAUGGAAGGAGUAGGGAAACCGAAGAUAAUUAAUAGUUUCCCCCAAGAUGAUAUUGAAAAACACCAGCAUGAUGCAGGUCUAUAUGUAAUUGUGCCAAUAAUUAUUUCCUCUUCAAUCUUACUGCUUGGAACACUGUUAAUAUCACACCAAAGAAUGAAAAAGCUGUUUUGGGAAGAUGUUCCAAACCCCAAGAACUGUUCCUGGGCACAAGGACUUAAUUUUCAGAAGCCAGAAACAUUUGAGCAUCUUUUUAUCAAGCAUACAGAAUCAGUGAUAUUUGGUCCUCUUCUUUUGGAGCCUGAAACCAUUUCAGAAGAUAUCAGUGUUGACACAUCAUGGAAGAAUAAAGAUGAGAUGGUACCAACCACUGUGGUCUCUGUACUUUUGACAACUCCGGAUCUUGAAAAGGGCUCUGUUUGUAUCCGUGACCAGCACAGCAGUGCUAACUUCUCUGAGCUGGAGAGCAUCGUGAUAGCCCGUGAGGAUGAAAGCAGGAGGCAGCCCUCUGUUAGAUAUGCCACCCUCCUCGGCAGCUCUAAAUCAAGUGAAAUUGAUGAAGAGCAAGGGCUUAUAAACAGCUCAGUCAGCAAAUGCUUCUCUAGCAAAGGUUCCCAACCAAAGGGUUCUUUUUCCAACAGCUCAUGGGAGAUAGAAACCCAGGCAUUUUUUAUAUUAUCAGAUCAGCAUCCCAAUAUAAUUUCACCACACCUUCCAUUCUCAGAAGGAUUGGACGAACUUUUGAAACUCGAGGGAAAUUUCCCUGAAGAAAAUAAUGGUGAAAGGUCUGUCUAUUAUUUAGGGGUCACCUCAAUCAAAAAAAGGGAGACUGGUGUGUUUUUGACUGACCAGUCCCAAGUGUUGUGUCCGUUCCCAGCCCACUGUUUAUUCACUGACAUCAGAAUCCUCCAGGACAGUUGUUCACACCUUGUAGAAAAUAGCUUCAAUUUAGAAACUUCUGGUCAGAAGACUUUUGUAUCUUACAUGCCUCAGUUUCAGAUUUGUUCCACUCAGACUCAGAAAAUAAUGGAAAACAAAAUGUGUGACCUAACUGUCUAAUUUCAUUCGAGAAGCAUCUCAGAUUUAUGUUAGAAUGAAUCAUGUGAAGUGUAAUAUAUUUCGCUGUGGUUGUGGCUAUGGGAGAGGAAAGAAAACUGUCAAAAUUGGAAAUGAUUGUCCCCAAAUCAGUGGUAUCUGUCCUCAUUCAGUAAGGCAGACAAAAAGUGUGAGACACCCUUCAAGAGCCUGGCAAUGUAGACUGACUCUUCUAAUUCCAUUAACAAGCUACACUGGGAAGGUUUCCAAAGGUUUCCAAGCCCAACAGAUAGCACAUUUGGGAACAGGAGACCUGUGUAGAAAGAGCUAAUCUUCUCAGUUAUACCUAAGUUUGAAAGAAGACUUCAAAACUGAUAGUUGUGAGAUGUAACUUGCUUCAAGGGUGUCGUUGUUUUACCUUUUUACCUUGAGUUGUCUUUGCUUUCUACUGAUUCGUGUGCACACUCAUUUGUACCUAAGAGGCAUCCUCAUACAUUUUUAAAGUACGUGAUGUAUUUGUAUUUUGUGCUACUUGACUGUGUGAUUUUAAGAUUUUGCAGUUUAACAAACUUGUCUUGAGAACUUAUUCUGUGGUAGGUACUCCAUUAAAUGUUGCAGAUAAAUAGAAGAUUUAGCUCUGGCCUAGGGGAUAUACUUCUGAAGACUGACAAGUAAGCCAAUCUUUAUGUGUCAAAUCUAAGAUAUGUACCAUUGAAUGAAACUAUCUAUUAGAAUGGCAGUACCCACAAUUAAUAUUUUGAUGACAACAAAAGCACUUUUGAAGACAUAAUGUCUGUCUCAACUCUUCUCUAUAAAAGAUGUCGCAAUGGUCACUUUCGGAUUCAGUUUGAUUGCCACAUGUUACUGUAUCUCACUCCAGAAUCACUGUCUUCCCUGAUUCCCAUUUGCUUGUGUGCUAUUUUUUUUUUCUAACUUACAGAGCAGUCUCUCUCAUAUAAUCAACCACUGUAUUAAAUCUUUUCUGUACUUUAACUCAGCUAAUUAUUAAAGUAAUCAUAUGGGACAUGUUCCCCUAUAACACCCAUUUUAAAGAUUAGAAGAUUAAGUAAUUUCCCCAAGGUCACAGAGUUAGUGGGUGAUGGAACCAGGAUUCAGAUUUAAAUCCAGAUCUUUUAAUGCUAGGGACUGUGUUUGAAACCUACACCUUACUUUGCCAUUCAUUAAAAUAAUGGGUUGUAAUCAAGUAAAAUUUAUUAAAUGGAAAUAGAACGUGGGAUGAAAAUCAAGUGAGAAUUACACAGAUGUUGUUUUUGCCCUUAAAGACUUUAAUAUUUAUUGUUGGUUUCAGUUUCUAGUAUGGCAACAAAACUCAAAGCAUAUUGAGCAACAAACUAAAUUAAGAAACCUGCAGAGAUCGAUGUUGAAUGGCAAUAAUUAAGAAUGUCAAGAUGAUCGGUAUGAUCAAAACAAAUACUUCAGUCCUUGCAAAUAUGCCUCUUGGUUGUUAAACAUCCCCAGUUUCAUACUUAGCCUGAGAGAGGAUCCUGCUGAUUUUACUGUUACCCAAAAGAAAAUCCUGCUCUCUAUUGCUAUGCUAGUUGAGGCUCUAUGAAUUGAACAGUUCUAGACAAUGACAAAGUUCUCAGACCCCAACCAACAGGUGUUUUUUCACACUUCAUGAUCAUUUGCCAGUUAGAAACCAAUAAAGCUGUUUCCUAUCUUAGGCAUCAUUGAGCUAGCUUGGGAUCUCAUACUUCGGUAAUGAUUCUCACCAGAGAAAGGUAGAAGGCUCCUAUCAACUCACUGAAUAAUUAGUAUGGAAUGAAAGCCUCAGUUCCGUACAAAGAUAAAUUGAAAGAAUAUUUUUCUUCACUGAUGUUUUAAGUAGUCCAGAAACAGAGGAAAUUAUUGCAUGUAUGGAAGCUCUGGUAAAAUUGGCCAUUAUUUCGAAUGCUGCUUAUAGAAUAUAGACAUUUAAUUGAGGGUACCAUAUAGGAAAGACAGAAAAAUUACAUUUUGCUCCAGUCUGCACGUGGUUAGAGAUUAAACACUGGGCAUGUCCACUGAGACACAACAUUUUCUUGUGGUCUGGGACCUGUAACUGUGAGGAAGAGAAAAUGAUAGAGAUUCCGAUCAGCCCAAGAUUUCACCAUGCUAUACGUACGCUGUAGUGAAUUCAGAAGUCCCAGGACCACUAUUGUGCUAUAGGUCUGUGUGAAAAGAAUUAAGUAACAACACAUUAAGUUGAGAGCAUGACCAGCAUCCUGGCAUAGCUUGAUUUCUUAAAAACAAGUGAAAACAUCUCAAAUAUCAAUAUGCCAAGGGAGUUUCUUUCACGGAGAAAGCUAAAGCGUACAGUUUGGCCUACUGGUAUGUAUAGAUUUAGUUCUUUUCUAUAGUCAAUGUGUUAGGGCUCUGAUUUUCACUUUUGAAAGUUUGUUUCACUCU